Funneliformis geosporum is the source of this 6085-nucleotide messenger RNA. The record is from the annotation of a GenBank genome assembly. NCBI's taxonomy places the organism in Eukaryota, Fungi, Glomeromycota, Glomeromycetes, Glomerales, Glomeraceae.
AUGGAAGGAGGAGUAACUUCGGUACAAGUUGCUCUUCGAAUAAAACCACUUACCGAAGAAGACUUGGAAAAAUUACCUUCAAGAUUUCAACGUCAAAUACUUACCGCUCCAUCAAAUGCCCCAAACCAACUUAUUGUUGAAGGUGAUAAAAGGCAAAUCUUCCAUUUUGAUCAUGUGUUUCCUCCAGAAACCACUCAGCAAGAAGUCUAUGAAAGGGCUGUUGAAAAUUUGGUGGAUAAAUACUUAGAAGGAUACAAUGUAACGAUUUUGGCAUAUGGUCAAACAUCUUCAGGAAAGACUUACACAAUGGGCACAGCUGAUAAUCCAUCAACCUCUCUUUACAAUAAAGGAAUAAUUCCUCGUGCAAUGUCAACAUUAUUUAAUAUAAUGAACAAUUCAUCAAUAUACCUGAAUCGAAAAUUUUCAAUUAAAGUAUCAUUCAUAGAAAUUUAUAAUGAAGAUUUGAUUGAUUUACUUGGUGAAGGUGAAGAUGAAUGUAGACCUCAGGUCAUGAUCCGUGAAGAUUCAAGGGGAAAUAUUUAUUGGAGUGGUUUACAGGAAGUUCAGGUUAAUAAUGUGAAUGAAGUCAUGGCAUAUUUGGCACAAGGAUCAUUGAAUCGACAAGUCGGUGCUACAGAUAUGAACUCGAAAUCUUCUAGAUCACAUGCUAUUUUCUCUGUCACUAUGUCCCAACAAAAGUUGGCUUCUCAUAAUGGUGGACAUAAUGGUAAUGGUUAUCUGUCCCCACCUCCUGGUUCAAGACCAACCACACCAUCAUCAAAGUUGGCAGGUUCAAGAGCAAACUCGAGAUUAGACCACGCCGAUGAUGGUGAUUGGAUUACAAUAACGAGUAAAUUUCAUUUCGUAGAUUUGGCUGGUAGUGAGAGGUUAAAACGUACGGCGGCAAGUGGUGAUCGAGCAAAGGAGGGAAUAUCAAUCAAUUCAGGUUUACUGGCGUUAGGAAAUGUAAUUUCAGCUUUAGGAGAUCCAACAAAAGCAAAACAUACAACUCACAUUCCUUAUAGAGACUCUAAGCUUACUCGAUUAUUACAAGAUUCUCUUGGAGGAAAUGCACAAACAUUAAUGAUCGCAUGCGUUUCUCCCGCAGAAUAUAAUCUUAACGAAACCGUCAAUACCCUUAAAUAUGCCAAUAGAGCUCGUAAUAUUAAAAAUAUCGCUGCCGUUAAUCAGGAAGAAACAGGUUGGAAUGACAUAGGACAUUUACAACACCUUGUAAUAAAACUUCGUAAUGAUGUUACAAAUUUAAAGGUCACUCUUGCCAAUACAAAUGCAAACAAUGGAAUUUCAAAUGGAACGAUAUCACCUGGUAGGGUUACACCUAUCGGAGGAAGAGAGACACCUAGUAGACUCAAAUCACCAACCGCUGGAAAUUAUUCUUCAAUACCAACGGGAAUUGGUGGAAGAGUAACCCCAACAAUUUCAGGUAUUCCCGGACGAAGUACACCAACAUCAUCAACGAGUAUUCCUGGUAGAAUCACUCCAACAUCAUUAGGUAUGUCGACAGGAAGGACUACACCAUCAGCGUCAUCGAUUUCUGCCGGAAUUCCCGGAAGAAAAACUCCUACAGGAAUUCCAGGAAGGAAUACGCCAACAUCAGGAAUCUCUUCAGGAAUUCCAGGGAGAAAAACGCCUACCGGAAUUCCCGGAAGAAAUACACCGACAUCUGGAAUCUCUUCGGGUAUUCCUGGGCGAAACACUCCAACGCGUCGUCCACCGUCACCACUUUCCACUUUUUCACAUGGAAAUCAGUCAGCAUAUAAUCACAGAGACGUAGAGAUAUUGGAAGAACAAUUGUUUCAACUUAAACAAUCUUACGUCGAACUCUCACAAAGACAUGCAAAAACUUCAGCCGAACUUGCGAUGCAUCAAGAUAACUACGAUGAAUUAAAUAAUCUUAAAGCAGGAAAUGAAAAGGAUUUCAUGAAUGUCGCUGAACCCGUAAUUGUAGAGUAUGAAAAAUCCAUAUCAUCGCUUGAAAGUAAAUUGUCCAGAACAGCUGCGGCAUUAUCUCAUUCCGAUUCUAGAUCGAAAGAGAAAGAUGUAAAGAUCAAUACCCUAACAAAAAAUCAAGAACAAACAAAGAGUCUUAAUGCUAGCUUGCAAAAAUACAUUAAAGAACUCGAAUCAAAAUUAGAAAAACGUGAUAUUGAAACGAAAUUAGCAACCACAAGUGAAGAACACCCAGAGAAAUUUAUUAGUGAAACCGUGAAAAUGCUCGAAGAACGAUUGAAAGAACGUGAGGCUGCUUUCAAAGAAUUGGAAGAAAAAUUAAAACAAGCUGACGUGAAUCAAGAAAGACAGGAACUUUUGACCAAAAUCAAUAACCGAGAUAAACGAAUUAGUGUUCUUGAUGUAAAACUUAAUCUUCUUGAGGGUGAGUUAAAGAAAUUCAAUGGGAAGCAAGAUCCAACUUCAAAUACAACGACCGAAAUUUCAACAACAAACAGUAAUCUUGAAUCGAAAUUAACGGAUUUACAAUCAUCAUAUCAAAAAGUUCUUGCUGAUUUGAACCUUGAGCGAGAAAAGAAUGAAGCUAAUAUAAAUGAAAUCAAAGAACUACAGAAUGCCCUCAAAGACGCCAAAUCAAAUGACACAAGCGAACAAUCUCUAUCAAUCGUUAAAUCACUUGAAGCCAAACUUCGACAAACAGAAACCGAACUUGACGAGGUAAAGUCGAAAUAUGAGAAUAGUGUUUUACAAAAUCAAGAAUUACAAUUAUAUGACAAUAAUUCGGAAUUUACAUCAACACCCAUGACUCCGAUGACACCCGCCACGCCACACAAUGAAUAUUACUUUAAAGAACCUUCCAACACUAGUACCAAUAUUCUAUCAAAGUUUAGUAUUCAUCGGAAAGCGAAAUCUUUAUCAAUUGAUCUUAAGGGUUCAGAAAAGCGUGAUCUCGCCCAUACUGCAAUUGUUGAGAAGCUCCAAUUUGAAUUAAAAUUAUUUGAAUCUUUCCAUAAGGACAAGCAACAAAGUUUGGACGCGGUUAGACAUGAAUUGGAUCUUCUAGAAAUAGAUUAUCAAAAAACUUUACAAUUGGUGGAUGAGCUUCGAGAGGAACUCCAAAAACGUGAUGAUAAAUCGAUUUCAGAAGUCGAAAUAACGGAUGAAAUAAAUCAACAACUUCAAAAAGAGGUUGAACAACUUACAGAGAAACAAAAGCAACUUUUGCAAAACAUCGCAGAACGUGAAAAUGAAAAUAAUAAAAAAGUUGAAGAGAUUGAAAGGUUAGAAUCAAAUAUUCGUGAUCUUCGUAGCCAAAUGACUGUAGCAACCCCCGCUAAAGAAAAUGAAGAAGUAAUAAUACUACGUGAACGCAUGGCUAAACUUCAAGCGGAAGUCGUUUCCAACGUGGACCAUAUAAGUACAAUCAAACGACUUGAAAGUGAGCUUCGAGAGGUUAAAGAGGCGCAUAAAUUCGCCAUUCAAGAGAAUAAUAAACUUUCCGUAACAUCAAUAGAUGCAAAUGAUGAAACCUCGUCUGAUAAGCUUGAACAAAACGUUGAUGAAAAUUUAAUGGUAUUACAAGAUACCGUGAGACAUCUCGAGGCUCAAUUAAAGAGGAAAGACCAAGAUUCACAACAAAGUUCUUCUCCAAAACCGAUUGAUUCCAUGCAAAAGGAUAUUGAUACUCCUAAUAGCUUUAGUUUGAAUAUUGAUCAGGAUUCCAUAAACGCUUUACAAUCUCAGGUUUCAUCACUUAAAACAGAUAUUAAAAAUAAGGAUGAUCUGAUUGAUACAUUGGAACAAGAGUUGGAAGAUAAAGACUUGUUACAAAAGAACCUCAAAAAUAAGGAAACAGAUCUAGCUUCUUUAUCAAAACAAUUAUCGGACUUUAAAAAUAAGGAUGAGAAUAUGCGAAAGAGAAUAAAAGAGCUCCAAUUACAUUUGGAAAAUGCCGAAAGCAUCAAAGAAACUAAUAAGUUGCUGGAAAACGGAAUAGAAAACUUUAAUAAAGAAUUGAAAGACGUAAAAGAGAAAGAAGCUCAUGCACUUGAACAGUUACGUGUUUUAGAAGGUUCGAGCUCAAAAGUGCAACAGGAAUUGGAGCGUAUUCGUAAUAUGGAAGUCGCUCAACGAGAACGAAUCGUAAUAUUAGAAGCUCAGUUAUCGGAACAGGGGACAAAGUUCGAUAGUGAAUUUACGAAUUUAACAUCAGCAUUGAAGUCUGAAAUCGAAGAUUUAAAUUCCAAAGAAAAUGAAACACUUACUAAACUACGAAAUGAAUUAUCCGGCACUAAACUAGAGAUGGAAUCACAAAAUGAAUUAUUGUCGGAACUUGAAAAUCAAUUAAUGACAUCUGAAAAAGAGCGUAAUCAAUACUAUGAACGUGCUGAUCAAUUAUCAAAAUUAAUUGAAGAACAGGAAGGUCAACAAAAGGAAGCAAUUCGAGUUCUUGAAUCAACUAUAACGAGUUUGAAUAAUGAACUCAAUGACAUAAAGACGACAUCUCAGACUUAUCAGGGUACAAUAAAAUCAUUAGAAGAAAAGGUUUCUGAUUUAGAAUCUCAACUUGAUGAAGCAAAGGUUUCAGAUGAAAGAUAUGCCGGAAUGAUCAUUGAUCUUAAAUCUACAUUGAAGGAAUCUAACAUGAAUCUUAUGGAAAAACAAGAAUUACUAUUCACCAAAGAAAAUCACAUUAAAGAACUGGAAACCACCAUUAACAAGAUUAAUGAGAAAUUAUCUGAUGCAGAAUUAUCCAAAACUUCUGAAUCCGAACAUGUGCAAUCACUUCGAAACAAGAUUGCAGAGAUUGAAACUAAAUUGGAGCAAAGUCCAUCACCUGCAGAUUUUGAAUCGGCACAGCAAUAUGCAGCCAAACAAAUUGAAUUCGUUAAAGAACUGGAAAAGAAGAUCGAUGAAAUUAAUGAAACGAAUUUAUCGGAGGUUUCUAAGCUUAAUGAGAAUAUUAACAAAUUAACCGAAGAAUUAAGGGAAACGAGGUCCGCUGAAGAAGCACAAAAGUCUUUGGUUCAUGAAUUAGAUUCUGAACUGAAAGAAAAAGAAGAAAAGAUGGCGGAAUUAAAAGAAACGCUAGAUAGCACCAAUGCGCUACUCGAGAAAGGUAAAUAUUCUGAGAGUAAGCAGGCUGAAUUCAUCCAAAAUUUGGAAUCUCAAUUGAAGGAUGUGAAAAAUGCACGUGUUCUUCGGGAGGAAGAAAUAUCGGAACUUAGUCGUACUAACGAAUCACUUAAUGAGCAGUGCAUGAGAUUGCAUAAUGAAAUAAAAGACGUUCAUAAUGAAUCUGCUAGGCAAAGCGAAGAAAGUCUAAAUAUUUUGGAAGAACUAAACAAUCAGCUUGAAAUCGAAAAGAAUGAACACUUAAGUGACAGAGAAAAUCUUGAAAUACAGGUGCAAAAGUUACAGAAAGAAAUUGGUUUAAUGAACAAUGAGCACUUAAGUGACAGAGAGAAUCUUGAGCAACAAGUGCUAACAUUACAGAAAGAAAUUGGUUUAAUGAGCGAUGAACUAAUAGAGAUUGCUAGAAAAUACGAAGAUGCGGAAAUACUCUCAACAGAAUAUAAACAACGAAUAUCAAAUUUAGAAGUCGCUCUUGAAGAGGCCAAGAAAUUAUCAAGUGAUAAACUAGAAGUCAUUGAACCUCAUAGCACGAUGUCAACACCAUCAUCAGCAUUGGAAAAGUCUGAUUUUGAAUCUAAGAUUUCACAACAGGACAAUCUUAUUAAAUCGCUUCAAGAAGAAAUUAUCGAAUUCAAGCAAAGAACAUCAGAUGAUAAUGCAGAAAACAUAAUAUUUCAACGUGAAGCUGAAAUAAGAGAAUUGAACCAGGAAAUUUCCAAAUUAGAAAAGAUGAAUGAAGAAAAGUCCAAAUUAAUAGACAGUUUAGAAGAUGAUGGAGUAGAAAUGAAACACGAAUUAGAAAAAUUACUACGAGAAAAGGAUGACCUUCUAAAAGAAAUUGAAGAUUUGAGAGUUAAAUUGGAAUUAAAGUCAGAACAGCAUGAACAAUUACAAAAAGAAAAAGAUAAGUUAGCCAAAAAGAAUGUUCAAGAUGAAAAUCAAAAUCUAGACGGAGGUGUAAAGAAAAAUAAAUUUUUAA